GGUGCCACGGUUGCUAUUGACUGUCCUCGCUUGUUCUGGCACCAGGACCUUCAGCUUUCCAAGCGAUGUCGGCCUACCUCCCACACCAGCAGACCGCCUACGCCGUCCACGGACACUUCACCCCUCAGCAAGGCUUCAUUUCCCCGAGUACGACUAUUCCUCUCCAGAAGCAAUUGGAACAUGCGAACCAACAGUCUGGAUUCACGGAUUCUGCCGGACUCGCCUACGUUCACCCGCAGCGACCUGCGUCUCCUGGAGGCUUCCCCCACGACACCCCACCCCAGCAGACCCUCGCGGCUGGCUUCCAGACGACGGGUCAGGCUGCACCGCGCCACGCCUACCUCCAGCACGGGCAGGGACAGCGUUACUACCACCAGUGACCGCGUAUGCAGCGUCUCCGUCACCGCGCCCGUCUCCACCCCCGCCGUGCGUUACGCGCCGCUUGUACGUCCGGCACGGUGAAAUUCCUCUGGCGCACGUUUCCGCGCGCCGUGUUUCCGCGCCGUCUCCAAAGUCCAGUCGGCUGCACGCGCUCGCUCGAUGUUCUGGAGUUGGCAGUCCCAGCGCGGAAAGAGGCCCAUCUUGCCCACACCGGCCAACAUGUCCCAGCUACACUAGUCAUAGAGUGAUACAGUGUGG
Amblyraja radiata (thorny skate) is the source of this 639-nucleotide messenger RNA. RefSeq names its product G protein pathway suppressor 2 (gene gps2). The coding region runs from base 66 to 380 and encodes 104 amino acids. NCBI's taxonomy places the organism in Eukaryota, Metazoa, Chordata, Chondrichthyes, Rajiformes, Rajidae. The transcript is spliced from 4 exons. The record is from RefSeq and is a predicted model, not a curated record.